AUGGACAGCGAUGGAGAUUAUUAUAAAAGCCCCAACGGCAUCGACCACUCCCAUCUUGCCGUUCCCGAUUCUGGCGCCCUCAGCCCUGCCUCUUCUGGCCAUGGCGACAGGGAGGCAGCCAACAGGCUAAACGACGAUCUCGAGCUGAUGCGUGCUGAGCGCAUGGUGUCCAGGCAAGCACGGGAAGACGAAUCGAGGCGGUCCAGAUCCAGGAACAGGAGCACUGAGAACCUUGAGGACGUCUUUGAUACAGUUGCCGGUGCCGGUGCAACGCCUACCCCUGCCGUUACUACGGUAGCAAAAACGACAUGGCUUACCCGGACGUGGGCUCGACUGAGAAAAUUCCCACGAGUGCUGCGCUACGUCGUCUACUCGAUCCCUCCAGCCAUUCUUAUCCUCAUCCCCAUCUUCCUGGAUAUUUUCGCAUACAACAGGCACCAGGAUGUCGGUGAAGACCGAGGAGUCAGGCUCCUCUGGUUCGGCAUCUGGUUGGAAGUUGUUUGGCUCAGUCUAUGGGGAACAAGAGUCAUCACCUGUGCCAUGCCCUAUGUGGUAGCAUGGAUCGCCGACACGUUGGGGUCCAGCAACCAUAAGAAGUGGAGGGACAUCGGACGUCAGCUCGAGUUCCCUACCGCCUGUUUUAUCUGGUUGCUCGUUGUUGUGGUGACCUACAAUCCGAUCCUCAAGGACCACCGAAUCGAUCAGGGCGAAGAUGCCCGUGACAAGGAUUCUGCCUGGAUCUCCAUCGUUUACAAGAUCAUUCUCGCCUUCUUCAUCCUCGCGACAUUGAAUUUUGCCGAGAAGAUCUUGAUCCAGUGGAUUGCCUCCUCGUUUCACCGCCGGACUUAUUCCCUUCGCAUUCAGGAAAAUGUCAUGCAGGUCGAGUGUCUCGUCGCUCUGUACACAUACGCCAAAACUUGUCUCGAGGCGCAGGAUCCGGUCUGGAACCAAACCUCGGUUGAAGGCGAUUCGCCCGGGAUGCGUACCCCGAUGAGAGCCAUGAAGACGAAUGCGCGGCAAGCUUGGAACAAGGUUGGAAACGCCGCCAACCGGUUUGCGGGCGACAUCACAGGCAGGCGCAUUCUGAAAGGAAACCAUCCCCGCAAGGUCGUCAUGGAGCUGCUUCGUUCGACCAACUCGAGUUACACCCUGGCGCGCGUCUUCUACCGUACUUUUGUCCGCCCUGGCAGAGACACCAUUACACUGGAAGACAUCCUGCCCGCUUUUCCCAACCAGGAGGAAGCCGAGGCCUGCUUUGCUAUUUUCGACAAGGACUUCAACGGCGAUAUCUCCAUGGAAGAAUUGGAGAUGGUCUGCAGCGAGAUCCACCUGGAGAAGAAGGCCAUUGCUGCGUCGUUGAAGGAUCUUGAUUCGGUCAUCAAGAAACUUGACAAGGUCUUUAUGUUCAUCAUUAUCGUGAUUGUCAUCAUCGUGUUUAUCAGCAUCAUCUCCAACUCGGCUGCUGCUGCAUUGACCUCGACGGGCACCGUUAUUCUGGGUCUGUCUUGGUUGCUACAGGCAACAGCACAGGAGUUCCUUCAGUCCAUCCUCUUCGUCUUUGUCAAGCACCCCUUCGACGUCGGCGACCGUGUCACCAUCUACGGUAACACCGGCUCCCUGAUGCGCGGUGACGACUACUACGUCCUCGAAGUCUCACUCCUCUAUACCGAAUUCAAGAAAAUGGAAGGCCACGUCGUGCAAGCGCCCAACUCGAUCCUCAACACACUCUUCAUCCUCAACCAGCGCCGCAGUCAAGGUCUGGCCGACCCCGUUAACCUCACCCUACGCUUCGGCACCACGGAAGCGCAGAUCGAGGAGCUGAAAGCCCGCAUGCUCGACUUCUGCAUCAAGAACCAGCGCGACUACGCUCCGCGCAUCAUCUCGGAAGUGAGGACCAUCGAUGAGGUCUACUCCAUCAACAUGAACAUCAUCUUCUUCCACAAGAGCAACUUCCAAAACGAGCUGUUGAGGCUUACGAGGCACAACAAGUUCGCCGUCGAGCUGAUGCACCAGAUGGACGACAUGGGCAUCCAGGGCCCGCGCCUCAUGGCGCCUGGUGGAAGGCAGAAUAUGCCUAUGUAUUGGUCUCAAGUUCCCGGCGGCGAUUCUCAGCCUGGCCAACCCGGUCAAAACGGACCGCAACAAUUCCAACAACCACCACUUCACCAAUUCUCCCCACCACCUCCCUCCUCUUCCCCUUCUGAUUUCCUGCGCAGGCGCCACCGCGCCGACAGCCGCGCAACGGUUGUGGAAUCAGGCGUCGACUUCCAAGAUGUGUACAUGAAUCGACGACCUGAACCGCUUGGGGUGCAUGGCAUCCAUCGUUUGGCGUCGAUCAGACAGCGUGACGAGGAGGAAGAGGAGUAUGAUCACGAUGAGAAAGCGAGUCACCGCCACAACGACAUGGCAUCGGAACUAGAUCAGAGGCUGGACAAGACGUCUAGUAGGGGCACUAGGGGAGAUGAUGUUAGCGCCGCUGGCAGACCUAGUCGCGAUGGAAGCAUGACUGCGUCUCAACAAACCCGCCACAAUAGCACCCACUCCAACAACCCAAACCCUUCCAACCCCAAGAACUCCAAAGACUCCACCACCAACCCGAGCAUCACCCGCCUCCUCUCCCGCCUCCCCCGCUUUCUCCACCCAUACCUCUCCUCCCUCCGCUCCUCCCCUUCUUCUUUCGUGGUGGCCUUUCUGAUCCUACACGAGAUCACGGCUAUCGUCCCUGGUCUAGGUUUCUUUUACCUUUUUCACUAUUGCGGUGGUGAUGGGGAUGAAGAGGACAAGGACAAGGAUAAGGACAAGGAGGGGGGAACGGCGUCAUACGGCAAGAGGUUCGAAGAGUGGGUGAUGGGGUGGAUGAUGGAGCUUGGAUAUUCGGAGGUGAUGGUGAGGAAGAUGGAGGGGUUUGAGAAGUGGUUUAAGAGGAAGGGGUAUUUUGGGUUUGGAAAGGGGGAGGAAGGUGAGCGGGAGGCGGUAGUAGGGAAGGAUGGGGAUGAUGUGGGUAAAGGAGGAGAAGAAGAAGAAGGAAAACAAAAAGAGCAGGUUUUGAUGAUGAAAAAGUGGCAGAGUGGUGGAGAUGAAAAGUAUAGAGUCUUGGUGGACGCGGCGCUGGCGUAUGCGAUUACCAAGGCGUUGUUGCCAGUGAGGAUUAUUGCGAGCGUACAGGCUACGCCGUGGUUUGCGGGCGUGUUGGGGAGGGUGAGGAGCGUUUUUGGUGGCGGGUUGAGGAAGUAG
Molecule: messenger RNA, 3234 nt
Organism: Neurospora hispaniola
Lineage: Eukaryota; Fungi; Ascomycota; Sordariomycetes; Sordariales; Sordariaceae
Exons: 3
Coding region: 1-3234 (1077 amino acids)
Biological process (GO): calcium ion transmembrane transport; intracellular calcium ion homeostasis
Cellular component (GO): membrane
Molecular function (GO): calcium ion binding; calcium channel activity
Source: RefSeq, a predicted model, not a curated record